Messenger RNA from Colletotrichum phormii, 1709 nucleotides. RefSeq lists its product as uncharacterized. Gene Ontology annotation, molecular function: protein binding. The transcript has a single exon. The coding region runs from base 500 to 1486 and encodes 328 amino acids. The record is from RefSeq and is a predicted model, not a curated record. NCBI's taxonomy places the organism in Eukaryota, Fungi, Ascomycota, Sordariomycetes, Glomerellales, Glomerellaceae.
ACUUCGAUCACGGAGGCACAACUAGCUUUCAUAUGAACGCUCCAGUACUUCAUCACGCCAUCUCCGGCAAGAUGGUUCGCAAGUUGACCCUAGCAGGGGCGCCGCUACAUACGCCUGUCGAGUUCGGCCUCAAUGCCCUCCAUGCCGUAUGUCUUCGUCAGACAGAUUGCUCUUCUGCAAUCAGAGAGCUCGUCCGGCAGGGCGUCAAAGUGGAAGAUAUCACAGCUAGUAUAGACCGGCGGCCACCUACAUUCGUCCACCACGAGCCUCGCAGAAGAAUCCCCCAAACAGCUCUCAAUCUCGCAUGCAGGCAGCUCAAUCUUGCUCAUAUCCAAACACUGCUUGAACUAGGCGCUCACCCGCUCGAAGCUUGUCUUGAGGACAACAGUAUUGACAACCAGAACGAUGGCGAGUUCUGCAGGGUGACACCCCUUCACGAUUUGUUUGUCCCCGAUUACACGGCCUUGCAGACCCGGAUGAAGAGCCACGAGGAGAUAGAAUGCGCCAUAAAAACGGCUUUCAAUUUGUUAAUCAGCCACCCCCGCAAGGUGCGAAAGCAGUAUCGUCCUACGGAAAUGUCUGCCUCGGGUCUCCAGGUCAUGAUCUCAUGUCUAAGCUUUCGCAUGAACACUGGAUCCGUCCCGACACCUACAAAGAACAUGAUCUUGGUAAGUACACCCCGCUUCAGCUUUUCUUCGUUCAUCCGUUUUCAGACGACACCGAGAUCCCACAGGCUAUGUUCGACUUGGCAGAAGAUGGAAGGGAUCAGAUCAACGCAAUCAUAGAGCCGUUUUACAUCACGCCGCUGCUGGCACUCCUGGGCCACCGCUUCGAUCACUCCCUCGGUGUUGGAAACUUUUACCGGCCAAAGCUGGUCGAGUGGCUUCUGGCACACGGCGCCGAACCGAACAUGUGCGACAGGGAAGGCUUCUCGCCCCUCCACUAUGCAGUCUUCUGGCUCGAUGCACGGGCCGUCGAGCUUCUCCUCCGUUAUGGCGCUCGGAUCAAGCGUAAGGACAAGUUGAAGGUCAUUAAUGUCCUCUUCGGUGGCAUCUACACCAGGAAACACCAUGAAGAGUCGCAGUGUAACAGCCUACACCCGAGCAUGUGGGUGAGGAUGGUGCAGAAUGUCGACUUGCACUUCACGUCGAGUCAUAACGUCGGCAGCAGCUGCAUCGAGCGCUGGCAGCCCGGCACGUCGCUGCCCGCAUGUACGGUCCACCACGAGUACCAUUCUUCGUGGGUCUCGGAGAGGAAAGAACAGUCGGUGCACCCGGAGCUCGUCAAGCGGUGGGGAAGUUUGCGUAAAGCUAUGAGCAGGAGUGCCGAAGAGCGCAAGAGGGAGAUCUUUAAGGCGACGGUGCGAACGCCAAAGGUGCUACCCUUUUCGAAGCCCAGGGCGAUUAUGCGACGUAAUAGUGAGUUGUACCGGACCUGGUCGGAAAGGGCCAAUCCUGACACGAUUCGGUACAGUGUUUUGGACUGAGCGAUGGCGACGCACCAGAGUCCUUGGUUUCUGAACGAGAUCAAGCGGCUUGGUGGAAAGGCUGGAGAUUAUCGGCCUGGGGUUUCGCUGGGCUCUAGCGUAUGGACAUCACCGGGCUACUUAUGCGGGAGGGGGGGUGGCCAGGGCAGAGGCCGUUCCUUCAGCUGGCUGUAUAUACUUCAAUUAGCCCACCAAUAGCUCCUACCUCGUAUAUAUAAUACAG